AUUGACAAGACUAAAUCAGAUUAAGUGAUAUAAGUGAAAGCAGUAAACUCACUCAGCUCCUUCGACUCAAUUUCAUCAUUGAAAUGUAAGCAAGUGCGUUUACUCAAGCAGGCACUACAGAUUUGGCGUACAAUGAAUGAUGGCACUACGCAGCUCUCCAGCUCCAGCUUUGAUCGGAGACUCCUGCCUAGAAGACUGGCACGUGAUAGGCUCGGGGGGGUUUGGACAGAUCUACAAAGCCAGGCAUCAUAUGUGGUGUUGUGAUGUGGCUAUUAAACUGCUUCAUUUUGAUGACGGGAAAAGCUCAUCUUUGCUGCGUGAGAUUGAUCUGAUGCGCCAAGGAAGCAGCCCAUAUGUAAUUCAGGUCCUCGGGGUGUUUCGGGGUCAUGUGGCCUCCUCUGGACCAUCAGUACAGCUCGGUCUGGUCAUGGAGUUCAUGGAGAGGGGGUCCCUGGCUUCACUGCAGGAAACUUUACAUGGAGCCCCUCCGUGGCCGCUGAUCUUCAGACUGGCUCAUCAGGUGGCUCUGGGCAUGAAUUUUCUCCACAAUCUCACCCCCCCUCUGCUCCACCUGGAUCUGAAGCCCAGCAAUGUCCUGCUAGACUCGUAUCUCAAUGCCAAGCUUACAGAUUUUGGCCUUUCCAGGGUUAGCCACAGCUUCAGCAGGGUUUCCAAGAAGGACAGCGAAGAAGAAGGAGGAACAAUCAGCUAUAUGCCACCGGAAGCAUUUGGUGUGUCAUACAGCCCCACAAGGGCCUCUGAUAUCUACAGCUAUGGCAUACUUUUGUGGUCCAUUGUCACAGGAAAGCAACCGUAUGCAAAUGCCAUGUCCAGCAUAGUCCGUUUACGCAUCCCACAGGGAGACCGGCCAUCAAUGGACGACAUCAGGGUUCUGGCUUCAGGGAUCGCAGGGCUGACGAGGCUCAUGGACCUCAUGGAAAAAUGCUGGCAGACAAAAGCGAACGAACGGCCCAGCUCCUACUACUGUACGACACUGACAGAAGAACUGAAUAAGAUGCACAAACAUGCAAUUCAUGACGCUGUUCAUCAAGUGCUGAAGAAGCUGGACCAAACACAAGAAGAAAGACUGACAGAAAGGGUUCAGGGGGUUUAUAUCUCUCAGCCUUCAGGGAACAGAGCAGAAGCUUUGACUAUUCAUAAUGAUGUACCAACGGGAGGCCUGCCGGUUCAGGAGGUUGCUGGCCAUUUUGCAGCAAACCAGAACAAAGCAAGAUCAAAAGAAUGGCCAACUCCUCGACCUGCUGACAUGUGUGAUGUAGAUAAGACACACUCAUCUCCAGACUAUAAAAUCAAACCUUCCUCUGUUCAUCCCAUUCAACUGCCAUCACCUUCUCCUUCGCCCAGGGGGUCACCCAAAGGGAGAAACAUAGCCUCUCAGAUUGGUUUUAGGAUGAACCAGUACCAUCGACAGAUCUCUACCCCAGAAACCUCCUCAGGCAACGCUCAGCUGCCUAGUGUCAACAUUCACUGCAGCAACGUCACCGGAUUUCAGAAGGGCAAUUACAACACCAUGCACAUACAGAUAUGUGAGAGGAAACGGCACCCAACAGCACCCUCCAGUGUUAACCAUCACCAUUCAGGAAGAUGGUGACAUAGGAACGGGGGUGUUGUCUAAGAUCACAUGAAGCCGUUUGAUACGAAGUUCUCUAACUUUCUUUUACAGUUCUCUGUUGGGACAAUCUUCUCUUGCACAACAGGAAGGUCGAGUUUUGUAAGAACAGAGAGUCUUUUAAACUGGUUUUGCUUUCCAGCUGGAUUCAGAUUUAUUUCUAGGAGGAUUUUGUUGUACAUUUUUCUCAUCUUUAUUUAUUGCAUUUGUUAGAACACCUUGGACCUAUAAACAAAACACCAACCCCUUCUAUGUCAGUAGUAUUAAUAAGAGCCAAGACAGGGCACAUGGUUGGUUUUGCUUUUUUACCAAGGUCAACAAAAAUCCACAGCUACAGUGCCAGCUCACCAUGAGGUGUCAUACCAGAAUGACUAUUAAUUAAAGCUGGCCAAGAUAGUGAAGCCUAUUCAUUUAUUGCUUUUUGAGUCUAAAUGACCAAAGACAUUGUGUCAUGUGGAAAAACAACUGUACUUGCAACAAAAAAAAGUCAGUUCAUAUUUUACAAUUUUUUUUUACUGUUUGCACUAAAAAAUGAUAUUGGAUCAACAGUUUGCUUUGUUACAGACUCAUAAUGUGAACCCAGGUAUGUUUAAACCAAGGUUUUGCAUAUUUUUUUUUUUUUUAUUGAUUGUUUGUAUUUCUAAUGAUUUUUUUGAUGUAUAUAAUGGACUGGCAUUUUGGAUUUGAAAAUUUUGGCCAGGAGAAGCGUGGUGUAGCUUCAAUGAAGUAAAUUUACAUGGGAUUGAUUUGCAGUGAGCACGAAGGCUUCAUCUCAACUCUGAAUAUGCUGAAAUGCAAAUAUUAAUAUGCGUCAUAUUUUUGUACAAGUGAUGUUGGCUAUGACUCCAAUAAGAUGAUAAAUUCUGUUUGUAGUUAUUCAUAGCCUAUUCUGUUGUCAAAGCUUUUUUCAGUUCAAAUAAAUGUACAUAUUUCUA
Molecule: messenger RNA, 2565 nt
Organism: Sphaeramia orbicularis (orbiculate cardinalfish)
Lineage: Eukaryota; Metazoa; Chordata; Actinopteri; Kurtiformes; Apogonidae
Gene: ripk3
Product: receptor-interacting serine-threonine kinase 3
Exons: 13
Coding region: 137-1612 (491 amino acids)
Biological process (GO): protein phosphorylation
Molecular function (GO): ATP binding; JUN kinase kinase kinase activity
Source: RefSeq, a predicted model, not a curated record